This is a messenger RNA of Symsagittifera roscoffensis, 1643 nucleotides long. RefSeq lists its product as uncharacterized. The transcript has 5 exons. The record is from RefSeq and is a predicted model, not a curated record. The coding region runs from base 59 to 1378 and encodes 439 amino acids. NCBI's taxonomy places the organism in Eukaryota, Metazoa, Xenacoelomorpha, Acoela, Convolutidae.
ACUGUAGUUUAAAUAAGCAAUAAGCAACUUUUGGUUUUGAAAAAUUGUAUUUGUGAAAAUGGCGCGCUGGGGCAGUACUAUUUUUGACAACAGCUUAUCGGAUAUGCGAUCAUCCUACCAAGCCUCAUUCGACAACAAAAGAGCGUUCGGACACUCGGAUCUGAAUGAUAUCACAGCCUACGCCAAGGCUCAAACGGGAUCCCACAGAGCUAGUCGAUUCACAAGCAACCUCACUUCUUACGACAACAAUCGGCUCAACUUCAUAACUGGGGGCUAUAAAUACCAACCGGCUGCCGGAAUUCUGCCAACAGUGACCAGAGAACACAAAGGACGCAAUUUCAUCCAAGAAAACUUCAGAGACGCCACCAGGCUCAGAAAAACGGACCCAGUUUCGAUAAAUUUAGACGAGCCACUAAUGCCAGGAAAAGGAUUGGAAGGAUUCAUAAACGUCUACAAAAGUACCAGGGCUAAUCCCCAGACAAGUCAAAGAUCAAACCCGAUUACACACAGAAGCGAAAACGAGCAACAUGUUAGCAGCGAUAGAAAUCGAAGACAGAAUAACAUAACAGGCAGCGAAACUCAAAACCAGAAUCAGUUCACGCCAUUCAGGUCACGUGCGCCGAGGGUGGAGUCGCCUUACAGUCACGUGACAAGUAGAAGGACCCGAGGGGAAAACAAUUUUGGGGAUGUAGUUCCAGAGACGAACAACUUCAUGGCCCCUGGUGGACUAAAUCUGGACAUACAUGGACAUACAUCAUCCAGAGGGGAAAAGGCAUUGAAUGAUUCGCCUACUGUGAUGGGUAGCCAGAGAUCUCCCAGACGGAGACUGACACAGAGACAUACUGUGGCAAUGGUCGAUAGAGAUGGAAAUAUGGUGCGAUGGGUGGAAAACGACCCAGCUAUUCGAUAUGAAUCAGUGGCUGAUCUUUUUGACGAAAAACUGAAGAAAAAGGAUGAAGAUGAUUACAAUUUGAGUUAUGGAAACAAAUUCGACGAAGAGACCGAGAAACAGAUUUCGGGUACCUUCGGAGCCGCAGGGGGUCCGCUGCCAUCACGUUCUGACAUGCAACUCCUCGAGAGUUCUCGGAGACCCAAAUUAGAGCUGCAGGGUAGAAAAGUACAGAGCACUGAUUUGGCGGAAAGAGACGAACGUCCGAAACUGUACAGAAACAUAACCAGCUGGAGGGGCGAUAAUCAGUGGGGAGAAAGCACUUAUAACUCUACGUUCAGUCAAAUGACUCAAAAUGAUAUGAACGAGUUAGAACGUUUAAUGGCACUGCCGUUGAAAGAUGUCGCGCCAAAGUCGGGUCUCAAGAACAUAGUGGAAGUCUCAACGAACACAGGACGCAAGCAUCCCGCUCUGUUGUUUAUGACUUAGAUAGAAAUCAGGGUUUACUUUGGAUAAAUAUAUUAUUUUUGGCACUAUUUCAAGGUUAAAUUGUGUUUUAUAGACCAGCCGAAAUUUCUAAGCAUUUUCUUAUUCUAAAAUAAUAGUCAGUUAUCGUUAGUUGAUAAAAUAUUGCAAAAAGGGGCUUCAUUGAAACUUCGGAGUGAAUAUUCGCAUAGCCAUCUCGGCAUCAAAAAUUUACAGAUGCUUAUUGGCUGUAGUUGCAAAAAAUACAAAUUAACGUUUCAAAAAUGAA